Aspergillus puulaauensis is the source of this 1083-nucleotide messenger RNA. It is a transcript of the gene dscB, whose product is annotated as protein dscB. The record is from RefSeq and is a predicted model, not a curated record. NCBI's taxonomy places the organism in Eukaryota, Fungi, Ascomycota, Eurotiomycetes, Eurotiales, Aspergillaceae. The transcript has 2 exons. Gene Ontology annotation, molecular function: serine-type endopeptidase activity. Bases 1 to 1083 code for a protein of 360 amino acids.
AUGACCGCCGCCCUCAUCCAACUCCGCAACUGCCAACGUGUCUUAAAUCUUAACAUCAACGUCGCAAACAAUCACGAAACAGCAACCCCCCCCCCCACACUUAAUCCUCAGGAGAAGCUUAGCUCGAAUGUCAUCAGCAUGCAGAUAAGCGGCCUAUCAAAUACACCCCUCACAAAAGUGCUCCUAAUCUACACAAUCGCGGCCUCGAUCGCCCUCUCCAUCUUCGACAUUAAACACCUCCCCGCCAUCCAUGUCUCCCCGCACCUCUUCCCUUACGGCCAGUUCUGGCGCUGCCUGAUCUGGCAGAUCGCCGGGUUUGCGAACUCCACGGAGGCGCUCUUUGCCGCGCUGUUGGUUUACCAUGUUCGAGUUGUUGAGCGCGGAUGGGGGAGUCGGAAGGUUGCUACAUUUAUCCUCAGCACACUCCCCUACACGACACUCCUCGCGCCCCUCCUCCUAACCCUCGUCGUGAGACCGCUCACCUUCGGGAAAAUAAACUACCUCCCAUCUGGCCCAACGGGGACAAUCUUCGCGCUGCUUGCACAGUACCACGCCUCUAUACCCUCGACAUAUAGAUAUACCAUUUCUACCUCAUCAUCGUCCCCGUCCCCGUCCCCGUCCCCGUCUACACCUACAGCUUCAACCCCAACAACAACACCCGCAUCACAAACAACCGACACUGCUGAAUCCCCGCAAAAGACCCUCACAAUCUCUCUAACAGACAAAUCAACCACAUACUUAAUCGCCGCGCAGCUCGCGCUCUCGCAGUUCCCAUAUAUGCUUCUGCCAUCAGCGCUAGGGUGGGUUGUUGGCGUGGCCUGGCGCGCGGACGUUCUCCCUUGUGUCGCUGGGAGCGGGAGUGCGGGAUGGAGGGUGCCGGCGUGGGUUGUUGGGGAGGAAGGUGGGACGUUCUCUACACGGAAUGGAGGUGGGAGUGGAGGUGGCCAGGAGGCUAGGUUUGAGGGGCUGCGGAGAAGAUUGGAGAGCGAGGCUGCUGCUGCGGCGAGUGGGAGUUCAAACUCGAAUACGGAUGCUUCUGGGUCUGGGGCUGGAUCUAGUAGGCUGAGAGCUGGGAGGGGGUGA